Messenger RNA from Rotaria sp. Silwood1, 2099 nucleotides. The record is from the annotation of a GenBank genome assembly. NCBI's taxonomy places the organism in Eukaryota, Metazoa, Rotifera, Eurotatoria, Philodinida, Philodinidae.
AUGGCAGAUGCAAACCAUGGUAUCUCAAAAGAAGGAGCAGUUGGCAAGAAUAUGGCUGGUGCUCUAGGUGGUCAUACACAAGGUACAAUAUCAAGUAAUUAUAAAGGAAUGCCGAGAAAUGCCAAUCCGCAUUAUCCUCACAAUCCUGCGAAUAGUCAACCAGUAGCUGAAUGGACUCAAAACAAAAUGCAAGAAUGUCGGAAGAAUGCAGCAAAAAAGAAAUGACAUAUCACUCUACAUUUACACAGCUAUUGUGUAAAGUUUUCAAAGUUUAUUUAUAGUCUUGAUUUUUAUUUUAUUUAAGUUUCUCGAUUAUAAUAAUUUAAAUCUGCAAUUUUACUCAGGUCAGGGCUGCCGGUAUGGAUGGGUGAGUAUAGGAAUGAGUUGUGAGAAAAUUUCUUUCUUCAUUAGACACACAAGCCCUACUCCUGUUGUACGCAGAAGAGAACAAGUCAAGAGAUGAGUUGAAUAUUUAGAAAGCUUGAGAUGGAGGUAUUCGUAUUUGUAGUUAAUUAGGAAAGAUAUAUUAGAGUCAAAUCACAGCUUAUCAUUAAACUAAGAAAUUUAAAUUAUAGGGUUCUGUUAUCAUGUCUAGACCGGGUAUUUGUAUCUUUGGAUAUUUAAAGCAUAUUCAACGUACUCACAAAUCAAAAUUUUGACGGAUUUUUUGGUUUACUCAUCGUAGUUAAGUCGAGCUCGUCGAGUUAUACAAGAAAGAGCAUGCUUUCAAUUCGAAAAGAAAUAAGGGUGCGGGUGGGGUGGGUGCCAAUAUAGAUCAGUCAGACCCAUACCCACACCCUAAUAUGUUUCACAAUUAUUGCCCAGACAGACAUUUCCUCAGCUAAAGAUCCUUAUUUUAUUGUUUGGUUAUUGCUCUUUGACUCAAAUUCUAUUACGAUUAAAAAAUGAAACCUAUCAAAACUCACUUAAUUCUAAUACCGAGAUAUCUCUCUAUUUUUCUCCAUCAACAGACGCUAGACUAUAAAGAUUUAACAUCGAGAAGACUAUAUUAUUCGAAGUAUCUUUUUGGCUCUGCUAAUGUGAUAAGAAGAAGCAAAAACAUCUGGUUUUGAGAAAUGUUGCUGUGAAAGGAUUUCACUUUUAUUCUGUGCCCAAGCAGUCAUGUGAUGGGUAUUUCCAGGUGUCGAUCUGAACCAUCCUAUAGGUUGAUGAAAUUAAGAAUUGUUCACCCAUCGCUGUUCCCUUGACCUAUCGGAAAAUGGCACUUCGACGUGUCGAGAUAAUACUUCAAUACCCAUCGAUGGAUCUUUUUCGAUGGGCCCAAUUCUCAGGAAUCGCGAGGAGUCGAUAUUCCGAACAGUCGAACGUUUUUCUAAAAUUUCAAAAAAACUUUGCUCUUUGCAUCUGAUUUUUUUCCAGCACUCGAUACCUAUCGGAUUUUUUGCCGAAGUGACGAUUCGAACACGCGUAAUUACGGAUACGAAGCUUGCAUAGAUCAGAUGAACUAAAUAUAACGUUUUAAUUUUAGAUGAAUCCAAGUGUCGUCAUGAAAUAUGUUUAACUUUUAUACUUUGUAUGUGGUUUUUUUGAAAAAGCAACUCGUGAUAUAUAUAUAUAUAUAUAACUAUUGUUGAUAUUAAAUAAAAGCGAUUUUAUCUGUUAUCAGUUCCAUUGUAUUAAAUAAAAAAUUUAUGCUAAAGCAUAAAUUACAUUACAAUUAAUUAGGUUAUGUAAAAAAAAGCAACAAAAAAAAAUAUUGACACUAAAUUUAGGCAAAGUUAACUUAUCUAUCCCUAUUAAGUUUAUAAUAUUCAACUAUCUCAGUAACUUCGAGGACUAAAAAGUAAACCGAUAGUUUUAAAUGAUCCUAUGAACUUUCUUUGUCAACGAGUAAUUGAAAAUCAGAAUUAGUCAAGAGCUUAGAAGCUUUGAGGUGUUAUGAAAGUAUAUUCAUUAUGAUUAUUUUUUUUUCUCGAGACUGCAAAGAUAUUUCUAUCUUUGUCCUAGUUGUAAAUGAUAAAUAAUAUUGUUUCAAUGAUCAAACUACGUGAAAGCACCUGUCGCAAACCAAAAUUCUCCAGAUGGAUCAUGUAAUAAGAGUAAAAAAAAUCAUUCAAAAACUGAAUUUCUGAGUCGUC